UUGGUCUUCGUCUGGAAAGCUGGAAAGAAGCGGAAAAGCUGCAUCUUGUGCGCCGCAGGUGCGUAGACUAAGCAGUGGGUCACAGAGAGCUGCAACGUGUCCGGUUUGAGAUUUCACCCUGGGCGUAGGUGUAUCAUGCGAACCCCGAUUGAAGAAGUUUUACACUUAGAGUUUUCCACAGCCCAAACUUUUGAUAGUUUUAAUUAUUUAGUCAUUCAAUAUGCCGAUAUUUUAAACUAACCCACAUGUACUGAACGUCCCUUCCUCCAAAUGCCAAGUAUAAGAAAUAGUCGUUUCGCUUUUUUUUCUGAUUUCGAGUUGGGAGUGUGUAAAGAGUCUCUUUCACGAGAUACAUUCAUCCGAGGAUGUGCGUCCAGUAUUGAAAAUUGGAACUGCCGCCCGAAAAGGGUCAGGAUGGGUCAGCUGUACCUUGACGGCAACAACGAUAGUACUCGUUACGUAGUUAAAAGCCGCUUGGCGUGAUAACUGUGUUUCCCAUUUGCAAAAAUCAUUAUCACAAGAGAGCUGCUAGAUUUCACCUUGUCAAAACUUAUCUGCUUUGCUUUUCGAGCACCACUCUAAUCGAGAAUCUGGUUUCCAGCAUCUGCAUCCUUGUUUAACCUUGUCAAAACUUAGCCGAGGCACUUCUGUUGAUUGGUUUGUUCUGAGUUAAAGUUAGAUUACCAGGUUCGAAACGGGGAAUAAACUAAAGCAGGGGAGCGACACCUCAAAACCUACCACACACUUGAUAAGGAAAUUUUGGAGUAAUUUUAUACCUGGAGUCUCCGUUUUAGAACUUGGUGUUUGUGGUUGGGAAUAUUCAACGAUUCUUAAAUAAUUUCAUUGAAAGUAAUGCAGACUGUUACUUGAACUCCGUUUGAGAAAUGUGUCAGAACCAUCAAUCCUGUGGCAAAAGGAAACCGGGUUGCAUAUGGAUUCAGUGAAUGACAACAACCUACUUGUACUGCUAUUGCAGCUUACUGUGUCAACUGAUCGUCCAUAUCAAGCUUCCCUAGUGAAAUUUAAAAAAGCUGAUAAAGGUGAUGUGUACAAACAAGUGGCUUGGUGGUCAUUCGAGGAUCUGAUACUUGUUGAUGGAAAGGAUGCAGACAAGGAUAAUCCUGAAUUUGAUUUGCAAUUUGAUAAAGUAUACAAGUGGAUUGCCAGUAAUUCUGGAGAGAAAAAUAAUUUCAUGUCGUGUCUCUUCAAACUCAACCAUCGUUAUCUACACAACAGGAUUAAGUUUGUAAACAUCAAUUCGCACAUAUUGGAAGAGAGUCUGCGCCCUGCAGUGGAGCAGCACAAAAGAGGGCGAGUUGCAGAGGAAGAAGACAUAGAUGUUUACCAAGAAUUGACAUCGAAAGAAGCAUUUGAUAUUGAGAAGUUAAUGGAGCAAUUUGAUCAGUCUAUUUCCAAUUCCGAAGCUUUUGCGGAGAAAAUGAGUAAAGAUCUCCAAGUGUUAGAUGAGGAAAACAUACGGUCAAUCAUUGUGUCCGAGAAGCAAGUAACUGAAAUGAUGGAACUGAUUGAUGUGGCUCUUGUUGAAGUGAAGAGCAUUGAGCAGACCCUUCAAACAUACGAAGAGUUGUUGCAGAGUGUUAAAGAACAGAUGGAUCAUAUUCACCAAAGCAAUUACCAAUUACAAGUCAUUGAUUGUAACCAGCAAAAACUUUUAGAGGAAGUCAUUUUUCUUGUGAAUAAGUUGGACCUUGAUAAAGAACAUGAACAUGCAUUAAGAGAUGGUGAUCUGUGCACACCUGAGAAUUUACAGUCUUGCAUUCUUGCUGUUGAAGCUCUGAAUAAUUGCAUGAAUGUUAAGUUGUUUCCAGGCCAUCGGAAACUGCAAAGUGUGGUAGAACAGUUAAUAAAGUUUGAAAAUCUACGGCAGCAAUUUGAAAGUCGAUUCAUACGGCAUAUUAAUGCUUUAUUUGUACUACAGGGAAAUGACCAAAACAUUGGCUUGUUGCAACAGUCGGGAGAGCUAAUCUUGCCCAACCAUAAGCAUUUUCAUGAUGAAUUAUUGCCAUAUAGCCCUCUAAUGGUUUGGAUUAAAAACAACAGCCCUGCUAUUUUUACUGAUUUAUCAAAGUUCUGUUGCAUUUUCCAGGUGUAUUCAGGAAGCAUUAGAAAACUUUAUGAAAAACAAACCAAAGAAUUUUUUGAUGUGGUGAAGUUUAAAUUAACUGGAACGAAAGAAGGCAUGAGAUUCAGAAUUCAGGAAAGUUUUGAAAAGCUGACUGCUUCUACAUCCAAUCUACAGAAAACACUUUUCAGAAACUCUUUAUAUGAACAUUUAGGAUCAGAAACUGACAUUGCAGAUCGUCGAAUGAUGGACAAGGCAAAGGAUGAAGAGGAUAAAGAAUGGAGCAUUUCUACAUUUUGUACACAGAUCAUAGAUCAUGUAUUAGCAGAACUGGAACCCAUAUGUAUUGCAGAGGAGGAAUUUAUCACCAAAUUCUUUAUGAUGACAGAAGACACAUGCAGUGAAACACCACAGUUGUUGGGGAGUAAGUGUGAUCUCGUUCAUGCAGUUAACCAGGAUUCAACGGAAAGAAUACAAACUUAUCGGAGUGCUACAGAGCAGGAAGAUCCUGAUAUGAGCACUAAAAGAAAAAUUAUGAAUGAAAUUUUCAAUACUCUUGAACAAGAUCUAAAGGGGUUUGUAAACCUGUGUGACAAGAUCAACCCUUCCAACACCCUGCAUUUGCUGGUCGUAGUUAGCCAGCGGGCACUGAUAACUCAAGAUUGUGACCGUUCUUCCUUUCUCAAAUCUACCCUAGGAAACAUUCUGGUGCACAUUAAACGCAACUUUGACAAAUGCAUUUCUACUUUGUGUAAGCAAAUAGAUGAAGCCAAGGUCCCAAAGAAGACUAAGAUUGGUAUUCUGCCAUUUGUUAUUGGAUUUGAGGAGUUUGUAACUGUUGCUGAAGCUGUCUUUAAGAAUGCUGAGAGAAGAGGUGAUCUGGAUAAAGCUUACAACAAAGUAAUCGCAGCAGUCUUCACCAGUAUUGAAAAUAUUGCCUCAAUGAAUCUGAAGACUCCACCAGAUGUGGUUAUGAUGGAGAAUUUUCAUCAUAUUUACAGCUUUCUCUCUGAAUUGAAAAUCCACAGUCUUGAAGAAAGGAAAAAGGGAGCUUCUCAAAAAUAUUCAGAACAUCGUGAUCUCUACGUUACUAAAUACUUGGGACGGCCUUUGGAGAAACUAAAUAUCUUCUUUGAGGGAGUCAAGGCUCGUAUUGCACAGGGUGUCAAAGAGAAUGAAGUUAGCUAUCAACUGGCAUUUAGCAAACAGGAGCUAAGGAAAGUGAUUGAAAAAUAUCAAGGAAAAGAGGUAAAGAAAGCACUGGAAAACCUCUACAAAAAAGUGGUUAAACAUCUAAGUGAAGAAGGAAACCUGUUACAGGUCGUGUGGUAUACAAUGCAAGGAGAGUUUGUCCGCCAGUACAAGGAGUUUGAAGAAAUGAUUGCUCGGUGUUAUCCCGGCUCUGGAAUAACCAUGAAUUUCACAAUAGAUGAUAUUCUGCAGUAUUUUCUGGAUAUAACAAAGGCAAAUUAACUACCAACUGUUUAAUAUUGUGUGCAGCUCCUUUUCAAACUCAAAAUACGUUAAAUUAUCAUACAAGAUUUGAAAUCUUUCACUUGUAUAUGGUUAGUUAUGAGAAAUUUUAUGUUAUGCUAACUCCAAUGUUGUGGAUUUUACAAAAGUAAAGGAGAACAGUCAACUGUAAUUUUAAUUAUUAAGAAAAUGCUUUACUUGAGGAUUUUGUGUGGAUUUUCAUUUUAAAAUCAACACUUAGAAAUUUACAAAGCCUUGUAGAACUAAGAAUAUGACUCUAAAAUACACUGUUGAAUACUUACAUUUGUCAGAAAAGGGAGGAUAUUGUUAUGUCAGAUGCUGUUGGUGCUUUUGGAAGUUUUUUAAUGUUCCAUCAUUAUAAAGGAAGCAGGACUGAGGGUAGGAUCGUAAUGCUGUGGGGUUACUAUACGCAACUCCAGUAUACCCAGCACUGAAAAAAAGACUGAUACGUAAAGACGAAACCAAAGAAAUUGCAGCUUUGAUUCACGACACAAAUCACUGCCAAUGAAGAUGUGGAGCGUAACUGGGUUGGCACCUGGACCCCAAAGAUGAUGAGCACUUUUUUUUUCAUAGUGAGAGCAACUUUCUUACAAAACGGUGAGCCUGAUUUUGAUGGUUUGCACAUGAAGAAGAAAAUCUUCCUUUUUUCACCUUGCAUUUCCCUUUGAGCCUUCUGAUGAUGGAAGUACCCCCUUCAGAAGCCAAUAACUAACUAUCCUGUCCCAAAUCAAAGCAUUGGAUACAUAUCAGCACUUGGGUCAGCUAAUAGAUUUUUUGAAGCUGAAGGCUGGAAAUACAUUUCGAGUAGAGAAAACUGUCAUAUCAGCCAUUCUGAGCUGUGCUAUUUACAGACUCAAAGAUGAUUUCCUGCAGUUGUAGCAAUUUAAUGUGUUUUUGUUUAAAUGGAAGUUGUUACAGUUCAUGAAUUUUGUUUGCAUCUGUGUUCCCCAAGAAGAAAAAUCUGGAAAUAAAAAUAGAAGUUUUUUUUUAACUGAGAGAUAUCCAAUGAUAUAUUUUGAGUUGUACAGGGUAAACCAGAUUUUGGCUUAAAAAGUUCUGGACCUGAGAUAUACAUCAUGAUGAAGGCGUUGAAAUAUAUGAGGAAAGUAGGAAAGAACUUAAACAAGGAAUUAGAAGGGCUAAUAGGGGUCAUGAAAAGUCAUUACCAAACAGGACUAAAGAGAACCACAAGGCUUUUUUUAAUACAGACAUAAAAAUAAAGAGGGUAGCCAAGAAAAGGGUUGGUCCACGCAAGGACAAAGAAAGGAAUCUGUGUGUGAAGCCAGAAGAGGUAGGUAAGGUCCUAAAUGAAUACUUUAUGUUGGUAAUCACCAAAGAGAAGAAAUUGAUGGAGAAUGAUCUCAAGGAAGGGAGUGUCUAUACAAAGUUACUAUUAAAAAAGAAGAGAUGAGUGUCUUAAACAUUAAGAAGGUAGAUAAGUUUCCAGGUCCUGAUGAGAUCUAUUCCAGACUACUGAAAACUGAAGGCAACGAAAAGAUAAGCUGCAUAAAGGAAAAUAAUAGAAAUGGAAGAGAAAAUGAGUGUAACAAAGGAAACAAACAGGCUGUGAUUAUAUCAUACCAAAGAAAAUGGUGAAAACUUUUAUUUCAUCUUUCAAUUACUGAUCCAUUUCACUAUACCCAAUGUGUAAAUUUACACAUGGAAUCAUAUAGCAUGGAAACAGACCCUUCAGUCCAACUCGUCCACGCUGACAAUGGUUUGAGCAAUGAAAGCAAGCACGCCAAAUGCCUUCUUAACCACCCUGUCGCAAAUUUCAAAAAACUAUUAAUCUGAAUGCUUUGGUCUCUCUGUUCUAAAACAUUGCCCAGGGCCCUACUAUUAAUUGUGUAAGUUCUGCCCUU
Chiloscyllium plagiosum (whitespotted bambooshark) is the source of this 5439-nucleotide messenger RNA. Lineage: Eukaryota; Metazoa; Chordata; Chondrichthyes; Orectolobiformes; Hemiscylliidae. The record is from RefSeq and is a predicted model, not a curated record.